UGCUUCAGUCUGUCGUUUGGCGUUCAGAUGUGUAGCAUUGUGAGUGGAGUGUUUACUGCUCAUAUACGGAAAGUGGCUUUUUCGUGCUUCGCGUAAAUCGCGUAAGCGCUCUGGUUCCGAUAAAAGUGAAUAUAGAUAGUAUCUUCGUAUCUAGUGCUUUGUAUCUAUCCCGGCUUUUUUGUGCGCUUCGUUCUACUAUCGACCGUCAUCGUCGGAAGCAUUGCGGCAGGCAUUGGGCGCGCUUUUACACUUGAAUGCACCCAUCACGUGUGUAACUACAAAAUAGAAUUUGUGACUCCGGAAAAUUUCCAAAGGGAUCGACUUAGUGAAAGCGAGUAAUUAAGUGAAGCCAAUGCUGAAUUAAAAAUCCUGUUGUGUUAACUAUGUGCCAUGUUGGUUAGGAAAAGUGUUGUGAUUAAAUCCAGUCUGAUAAUUUUGGUGGAAGUGUGUUCUUUUCAUCCAGUAACGAAUAAGUGCAGUGAGUGAACUACUUGUGAAACAGGCAGUUACUCAGGUUAAGCUCGACCAGAGCUGGUAUCCUAACAAAUCUACAAAGGAUUAUUCCAUGGUUUCACAGCGCACAAAUCAAAACAGAGUAUCGAGACAACCAUGUACUUAAGGUGGACAUCGAAAAUGCUGUCUGUUAUAAUACUAACGCUGGCAAUUUUCAAUGCAAAUGCAAUCACGUUUCGUGGACAACCGAUACAAAAUGUGUUCCAGGAGUACAGUCUAUUGGACGCAAUCAAAUUCUCAAUGGAUGAGCACGUUGAGUUCGCAGAUGGCCCUGACAAUUUUUCAUCAUACGUUUUCAAGUUGCAAUCUGAAGUGAAAUCUCCUUAUCGAACAAUACUUCCAGAGAGUCUGAAGCAGUUCGCCAUCAUGAUCACAUUUCGGCCAGAGACGCGUUCCGGCGGCUACUUAUUCAGCAUUGUUAACCCCCUGGAUACCGUCGUUCAAUUGGGUAUCCACCUUUCAGCAGCAAUGACGGAUAAGUGGAAUGCAACACUCCUCUACACGGAUCCAAUGGCCAAGACCAGCAAAAAACUGGCGACUUUCGAAAUACCGUAUGCGAAAAAAUGGCAAACUAUCGCCUUUGAAGUGCGAUUCAAAGAAGUGGUUUUCUUCUAUAACUGCAAUAAAACGGAGACGCAGGCAGUGGAAAGGUCCCCCGAGGAGAUGACUUUCGACUCAGCUUCAACAUUGUACUUGGCACAAGCAGGAUCUAUCAUAAAAGGACGCUUUGAGGGUGCAUUCGCUCGACUUCAUAUCUAUGGGAAUCCUGAUGUUAUUCCAAUUCUGUGCAAAGGAACUGUGGCGAAUAUUAUGGAUAAAAACGAAAAAGAAGCAGAAGGGUCUGGCGUAGAAGAGUUAUUAGAUGACGAAUUAGUUGAACUUGAUGACUGGGCCACUGAUACUGAUUUCGACGAUACUUUGCAACCACCAAUGAUACCGCCGCCACCAGAUCGAGGUUAUCGUGGCAUGAAAGGAGAAAAAGGUGAUCGAGGUUUGAAAGGUCCUCCAGGAGACAGUAUUCGAGGACCUCCUGGUCCGCCUGGACCACCAGGACCCAAAGGCGACCAAGGUCCCCUCCCGCCUUACGUCGAUAUACGUAGUCCAAGUGAUUCCAAAAUCGAUAGUUCCGGCAAAUGUGGCUGUAACGCGACAAGUAUCCUAGAAUUAAUAAAGGCGGACACCGUGAGAGAAUCGUUGCGAGGACCUCCCGGACUGCCUGGAAAAGAAGGAAAGACUGGCGCGCCUGGACUCACGGGUCCCACUGGUACACCGGGUGAACGCGGUGCCCCCGGUCCAAAAGGUGACCGCGGCGAUAGGGGCGAUCCCGGUCCACGUGGUCCCGAGGGUCUUCAGGGUCAUAAAGGUGAACCCGGUGUGGACGGAGCUCCAGGACUGCCUGGAGUUCCUGGUCCUCCCGGAGCACCUGGUCUCUCAGAUGCAUACGAUGAGUCUCUCAUUGGCAAUGGGAUGCAAACGCUUCGCAGCGGAACGCCCGGAGCAAAAGGCGAACCUGGAACUAAAGGAGAGAUGGGUCGACCUGGAGAACGGGGACAGCCCGGCGCGAAGGGCGAUCGUGGUGAUCCAGGGAUGACAGGUGCUAAAGGUGAAAGGGGGCACCCAGGGCCGCAUGGAGCGACAGGUUUAAAAGGUGAACCCGGACAGCCAGGAAUACCAGGCUUAGCAGGGCCUCCAGGAGCGAUAGGCAAUAAAGGAGAUAGAGGCUCACAAGGAGAAAUAGGUCCAAUUGGUCCACCUGGACCUCCAGGAACUGUAUUAUAUUCCGAUGCUAAAAAUGUAACCGAAUGCACUUGCCAAGCUGGUCCGCCUGGACAACCAGGACCACGAGGACCGGCAGGAUUUGAUGGCGAACCAGGAUCACCUGGUGAACCCGGUACAGUAGGCCUAACAGGUCUUCCAGGUCAAGUAGGCGAAAAAGGUGAAAAGGGAGAGAAAGGACUUCGUGGACCAGCUGGUAUUAAAGGUGAUCGAGGACCGGAAGGACCGCCGGGACGAAGUAUUUUUUCAGCAGAUGGCCUCAUGAAUGGUACAAAGGGAGAGAAAGGAGACAGGGGCUUGAAAGGAAAACGAGGUAAACCAGGUCCUCAAGGACCAAUGGGACCGCCAGGGCCUCCAGGACCGAAAGGACACAGCGGCGACACCGGGCUUCCAGGACCUUGGGCUGGGACGGGUCGACCUGGUCCACCAGGACCGAAAGGCGAAACUGGACAAAAAGGACAACGCGGUGAAGGGGCUAAGGGUGAUAAAGGUGAUCGAGGGACAGACGGCAAACCUGGGCUGCCAGGACCACCGGGAUUACCAUCUGCCAGUGAUGGAGUACAGUUCAUACCAGUCACAGGACCGCCUGGGCCACCAGGCCCCCCUGGACCUCCUGGAAUCCCGGGACUAUCAAUAACAGGACCAAAAGGAGAACCCGGGCUCGAAUCAAGGACUCCAUACUUCGGUGACCCCGCUUAUUACGGCAAACCAGGUGGACGUUCUAGUUUAGAUGAAAUUAAAGCGCUUAGAGAACUUCAAAGUUUGAAGGAGCUUCCGGAAAGUACCUCUGGUCCACCGGGACCCCCAGGCCCACCAGGACCUCCAUCGCCGUCAAUGAGGGCGGACCAUCAGGACUCCUCAUCAGGCAUGAAGAUUGUUCCAGGUGCAGUGACAUUCCAAAAUACUGAAGCUAUGACGAAGAUGUCAGCAUUGAGUCCUGUCGGAACAAUAGCCUACAUAAUUGAAGAAGAAGCACUGCUAGUCCGAGUUAACAAAGGAUGGCAAUAUAUUGCGCUGGGAAGUUUGUUGCCCAUAGUAUCGCCCGCGCCACCAACCACAAUAGCUCCUCCGCCGAGACCUGACCUGCAGGCAUCCAGUUUAUUGAACAACGCUUCACAAUUUGUCGAAGGACCUAAUUUCACGAUGUCGCCACAGUAUGAAACGUGGUAUCCACGAAUGUUAAGACUGGCUGCGCUCAAUGAGCCUUACACAGGAGACCUCCAAGGGAAUCGUGGAGCAGAUUUUGCUUGUUAUCGACAAGCAAGAAGAGCAGGCCUACUAGGCACGUUCAAAGCACUAUUGACAGCAAGGGUUCAAAAUCUGGAUGCGAUUGUUCGUCCUGCUGAUCGCGAGCUUCCUGUAGUAAAUACAAAGGGAGAUGUCCUGUUUAAUUCAUUCAAAGGAAUUUUCAACGGCCAAGGAGGAUUCUUCUCGCAGGCACCAAGGAUAUAUAGUUUUAAUGGGAAGAACGUGUUAACGGAUCUAACAUGGCCGCAAAAAAUCGUGUGGCACGGAUCACUGCCUAAUGGUGAGCGAGCGAUGGACACAUACUGUGACGCGUGGCAGGAGUCCUCCCCGGACAAAGUAGGUCUGGCCAGCAGUCUCCUGGGCAAUAAAUUAUUGGAUCAGGAACGUUAUUCGUGUGAUAAUCGAUUUGUUGUCCUAUGUAUUGAAGCCCUGUCACAGGAUCGACGAAGGAAACGAGAUUUACGACAAAGUGACGAAAACGAAAUCACAUCAGUGGAAGAUUACGAAAAUCAUCUAGAAGAAAUCUUCAGUAUACCGCACUAACUCGCAAUAAAACCAGUCAUUUACUCUAAAAGUAAGAUACAUUUUAGAGGAAAUCUUACUCAUGUAAAUUAUUAAUAUAUAAACCAAAAUGAUACUGUAGCUAAACAAAGUGAAUAAAUUAAAGUUAAUAUUAAUGUAUUGAGAAAAGAGGACACAAAAGUGAAAUUGUUCUGUGAAUCCAGGAGUCUAGUGAAAUUUGUAAAUGCGAGCUAAAUGAUAAUUACCUAGAAAAAGAAGUGGAACCUCCAUGAAUAUUAAUGCAAUAUUUACUGUCAGUGUUUACCCAGGUCCCGGUGAACUGAACCCACUGAUUUGAGCUACUCAAAUAAAAAAGGAGCAAAAAUAAAUAUUACCUGCCAAUUUUAUACUUAACUGCAUGAAUGGACAACAGUUUUCCAAGAAAAUCUAACUUACUGAAAUUAUAUCCAAUUAUAUCCAUACACUCAUCCUUUGACCUAUCACGAAUAAAUAUUGCGCGCAGUAUAAGUUAGUAGAAACUCCUUCGUGUAAGAUGAUAAUAAA
This is a messenger RNA of Hermetia illucens (black soldier fly), 4602 nucleotides long. It is a transcript of the gene Mp, whose product is annotated as collagen alpha-1(XVIII) chain. The coding region runs from base 610 to 4080 and encodes 1156 amino acids. Lineage: Eukaryota; Metazoa; Arthropoda; Insecta; Diptera; Stratiomyidae. The record is from RefSeq and is a predicted model, not a curated record. The transcript has 26 exons.